GUCCAGAGCAGCAGGCGGCAUUGGGUGGGGGAGCAGGACCGGCUGGGGGGCCCCAGGGUGGCUUCCUGGAACCCCGCUCCAGGCCGCCUGCACCCUGACAUUGGCCAGAUAAGAGCUUGGCUGCAUGCUAUCAAAGCCAACCCAGCACUGUCCCCACGCCUCAGAGGAAGACUGGAGGCGCAGAGGGAGCCUCAGAGGCCAUCUUCCCCAGGGCAUGGCUGGCCCUGGUGGCCAGUCUCAAUGGGCUUUUUUGAACCCUAGCUGGAGUCCAGUGGCUGACGCUGCCAAGCAGCAAUAGAGGAAAUAAGGUAGCUAUAAGGAAGAUGCCAGACGGGACCUGCACGUCCAGACCUGCUCAAUGGUGACAGCCAUGUCGGUGAGGGUGCGGUUCCUGUCUCCUGGGGACGCAGGGGCCGUGGGGGUCGUGGGCCGCAGCGCCUCCUUCGCAGGCUUCAGCAGUGCACAGAGCAGGAGGAUUGCAAAGUCCAUCAACAGGAACUCUGUGAGGUCACGAAUGCCUGUAAAAUCCUCCAAGACGUACAGCACCCUGCGGAAGGGGUCAGUCUGCUCGGACCCCAAGCCCCAGCAGGUGAAGAAGAUUUUUGAAGCAUUGAAGAGAGGCCUCAAAGAAUACCUGUGUGUCCAGCAGGCUGAGCUUGAUUACCUGUCAGGACGCCACAAGGACAUGCGACGGAACUCCAGGCUGGCUUUCUAUUAUGACCUGGACAAGCAAAUGCGCUCUGUGGAAAGGCACAUCCGGAAGAUGGAGUUUCACAUCAGCAAGGUGGAUGAGCUCUACGAAGGCUACUGCAUCCAGUGCCGCCUGCGCGAUGGCGCAGCCAACAUGCAGCAGGCCUUCUCCAGGGGCCCAGCCAGCCGCGCCUCCAGGGAGAGCCUGCAGGAGCUGUGCCACAGCCUGCAUGAGUGCACUGAGGACAUGUGGCUGAUUGAGGGAGCCCUGGAGGUUCACCUGGGCGAGUUCCAUGUCAGGAUGAAAGGCUUGGUGGGCUACGCACGCCUGUGUCCUGGAGACCAGUAUGAGGUGCUCUUGCGUCUGGGCCGCCAGCGCUGGAAGCUUAAGGGCCGGAUCGAGUCAGACGACAGCCAGACCUGGGAUGAGGAGGAGAAGGCCUUCAUCCCCACCCUACAUGAGAACUUUGACAUCAAGGUGACGGAGCUGCGGGGCCUGAGCUCGCUGGCCGUGGGCGCAGUCACGUGCGACAUCGCCGACUUCUUCACCACAAGGCCGCAGGUCAUCGUGGUGGACAUCACAGAGCUGGGCACCAUCAAGCUGCAGCUGGAGGUGCUGUGGAACCCCUUUGAUGCCGAGAGCUUCCUGGUGUCACCCAGUCCCAUGGGCAAGUUUUCUGUGGGCAGCAGGAAGGGCUCCUUAUACAACUGGACACCCCCAAGCACCCCCAGCUUCCGAGAGCGAUACUACCUGUCUGUCCUGCAGCAGCCAGCACAGCAGGCCUUGCUGCUAGGCAGGCCGAGGGCCACCUCCAUCCUCAGCUACCUGUCUGACAGCGACCUCCACAGUCCUGGCCUGAGGAGCCAGAGUCAGGAGCUGCCCGAGAUGGACUCCUUCAGCUCUGAGGACCCCCGAGACACGGAGACCAGCACGUCGGCAUCCACCUCAGAUGUGGGGUUCCUACCCUUGGCCAUCGGCCCGAACACCUCCAUUGAAGAGGAGGCCCAGGAGGACCCCCCGCCCCUGGGCCUCCUGCCAGAGAUGGCCCACCUGGCAGGAGGCACGUUUGUAGAGCAACCUGGCUGGAGGAACUUGGGAGUGGAGAGCCCCAACCUGCCACAGGGCUCCCCGUUCCACAACCACACAGGUCCGAGGAGCCAGAAAGGCCAAGAUGAAGGAGAACCCAGGGACAGAGAAGACAGGCCUGGCCUGGCCCUCGAGAGGCCUCUGCAGGAGGUCCUGGAGUUACUGAGAUCUGCAGACCCUGCCCAGCCCCAGCUCCGGGAGCUGGAGUACCAGAUCCUCAGCCUCAGGGACCAGCUGCAGCCCAGUGGAGCCCGGCGGGAACACGCUUCGGCCGAGAGCCUGAUGGAGUGCAUCCUGGAGAGCUUCGCCUUCCUCAACGCCAACUUUGCCCCAGACGAGCUGUCCCUGUAUGGGGGCUCCCAGGGUCCCCGAAAGGACAGGACCCCGCCCCCACCACCAUCUUUGAGAGCAUCAUCCAGGGAGCUCACAACCGGCGCCCCAGAGCUGGAUGUGCUGCUCACGGCCCACCUCCAAGUCUGCAAAGCUCUGCUCCAGAAACUGGCCUCUCCUAAUUUGUCAAGGAUGGUGCAGGAAUGCCUCCUGGAAGAAGUGACACAGCAAAAGCAGGUUCUGGAGACGCUUUCUGUCCUUGAUUUUGAGAAGGUCCGCAAGGCAGCAUCCAUUGAAAACAUCAUUCCACAGGCCUCGCGGAGGAAAGGGUGCCUGAAGCUGUGGAGGGGGUGCACGGGGCCUGGUGGGGUCCUGUCCUGCCCUGCUACAACGCUACUGAACCAGCUCAAGAAAACAUUCCUGCACAGAGUUCGAGGGAAAUACCCAGGACAGCUGGAAAUAGUGUGCCGCAGGUUGCUGGAGCAGGUGGUCAGCUGUGGGGGGCUGCUCCCUGGGGCCAGGCUCCCGGAAGAACAGACCAUCACCUGGUUCCAGUUUCACAGCUAUCUGCAGAGGCAGAAUGUCUCUGACCUGGAGAAGCACUUCGCCCAGCUCACCAAGGAGGUGGCACUCAUUGAGGACCUAAGCUGUGCGGGGAAGGCCAAGGCAGUGCGGAAGCUGCAGGGAAAGAGGCUUGGCAAGCUUCAGCCCCUGCCCCAGACCCUAAGAGCCUGGGCACUGCUCCAGCUGGACGGGCCUCCACGGGUACGCAGGGCAGCCAGUGCUCGCCUUGCCAGUGCAGCUGGGAAUAGAAGCUUCCGGGAAAAGGCCCUGCUCUUCUACACGGAUGCCCUGACAGAGGGUGACCCCAAGCUCCAGCAGGCGGCAUGCUUGGCGCUCAAGCAGCUGAAGGGCAUUGAAAGCAUCGAUCAGAUCGCCAGCCUGUGCCAGUCCGACCUGGAGGCUGUGCGAGCGGCUGCGCGGGAGGCCACACUGUCCUUUGGUGAAAAAGGACACUUAGCUUUCGAGAGGAUGGACAAACGUUGUUCAGAACAAAGAGAAAUCUUUUGCCAGGAGGCAGAUGUUGAAAUCACAGUGUUUUAAAAAGCCCGGGCGGAGGAGCUCUGAUCUGGCAUCUGGCUUUUUAUUGCAGCCCAGCCUGAAUCCAGGCCCUGAGCUUUGGGCGGGGGUUGGGGGGGUGCUGUGCGCUCCUCCGGAAGGCUGAGCUGUCCGACCUGCGUUUGAGGCUUCAGGCCACUUCCACAGCCACCGCGGGUGAGUGGGGCUUUUGUACAGAAGCAGAAAAAGGCCAUGCACAGCACUCCCAAGGCUGGACAGCCUCAACUGAGUGCUGGACUUUUGACUCCUGACUGACCUCCCCCAGGAUAUAGCACUGAGCCUCUCGCUACAAAGAGGCUAAGGCCAGGCAAGUUGAGGCCCUGAAUAAAGGCUCCAAGGUGAGUACGUGGAACUUGAGGGCUCCCUGCACGUCAGCUGGCUCAGCACUUCUGCUUCGAUAAAUGCUGGGAUGGAGGUGGCCACCAAGCCUGAGAUUGUAAGACUGCAGAGGUUCUAAUCAUUUCAGCAGCAGCCAGCUGUCAACUUCCCACAACCUACACUCUUCACUUGAGCUGCAGCCGAGAUGCCAGUGGAGCCCAGGCACCCGGUGGACUGAGCAUGGACCCUGCUUUAACCAUGGUCAGCACUGUAAGGGAAAUGAAGAAAACACCAGCUGCAGAGCCUUGAAUGUCACAGGCAGUAAAACCAUUCCUUUUGGCCAUACUCAUCAAAAAUGGGGUCCAAGUUUUAAAACAAGUUGCCUGACGGCCUCUUAAAUAAAUUGCUCCAGAAGUCAUAAGCUGAUUUGGAGGAAGAUUUCAUUGAAGAACAUGUUGCUAGAGAAAUCAAAUUAUUUUCCUAUUUAAGUCUAUUAAAAAGCAAACCAUGGUCCUGAGAUGUCUCUGUGCUAAUGAAGAGAGAACAUUGAGUUUGAAUGCUGCUAUCAAAAGUGGGGAGAACUUCAUAACUUAAACUCAUUCAUAUAUAUUUUGUGCUUUUUUGGUUUAAUGUAGUAUUAUUUCCCUUGUCCAUGUUUGAUGUUCCAAAAUUUCAAUUAAACUAUUUUAAUUGGUGUUUCA
This is a messenger RNA of Nycticebus coucang (slow loris), 4245 nucleotides long. It is a transcript of the gene RIPOR3, whose product is annotated as RIPOR family member 3. The record is from RefSeq and is a predicted model, not a curated record. Bases 359 to 3211 code for a protein of 950 amino acids. The transcript is spliced from 22 exons. Lineage: Eukaryota; Metazoa; Chordata; Mammalia; Primates; Lorisidae.